Botrytis porri is the source of this 201-nucleotide messenger RNA. RefSeq lists its product as uncharacterized. NCBI's taxonomy places the organism in Eukaryota, Fungi, Ascomycota, Leotiomycetes, Helotiales, Sclerotiniaceae. The transcript has a single exon. Bases 1 to 201 code for a protein of 66 amino acids. The record is from RefSeq and is a predicted model, not a curated record.
AUGAUUCCAACUACAACGGUUAAAUCCGUUUUCCAUACGAGAUGCAGUGGGUUGAAAUUCAAGGGUAGUUCGUCGGUAAGUAUCUCUACUAUUAUUGCAUUGGAUUUCGACAUUAUGAGGAAGUUGAGACAGAUCGAAGCAAGGAACGCUGUAGGAGGAGGAAAAAAGAAGAAGAAGAGAAAAAAAAGCAAUGUGAGCUAA